Messenger RNA from Henningerozyma blattae CBS 6284, 888 nucleotides. RefSeq names its product inositol monophosphate 1-phosphatase INM1 (gene INM1). Gene Ontology annotation, biological process: inositol metabolic process; signal transduction; phosphatidylinositol phosphate biosynthetic process. Lineage: Eukaryota; Fungi; Ascomycota; Saccharomycetes; Saccharomycetales; Saccharomycetaceae. The record is from RefSeq and is a predicted model, not a curated record. The transcript has a single exon. Gene Ontology annotation, molecular function: inositol monophosphate 1-phosphatase activity. The coding region runs from base 1 to 888 and encodes 295 amino acids.
AUGACUGUCAAUCUUUUGCAAAUAGAAGAGUUUUUAUGUAAUUUAGCUUUGAAAAAAGUUGGUCCAAUUAUUAAGUCUAAAAGUGGUACCCAAAAAAAUUAUAACUUAAAAACUGGUUCAAAAAAGGUAGAUAUAGUUACAGUUAUUGAUAAACAAGUGGAGAAACUCAUAUGGGAAACAUUAAGAUCUGAAUAUCCAAAUUUUGAAUUUGUUGGAGAAGAAAGCUAUAUUCCAGGUGAGACAAAAGUAACCGAUGCCCCAACUUUUAUCGUAGAUCCAAUUGAUGGUACAACCAACUUUGUUCACGAUUUCCCAUUUAGUUGUACUUCUAUGGGUUUAACUAUAGAUAAAAUUCCAGUUGUUGGUGUUAUUUAUAAUCCUCAUUUAGAUCUCAUUAUUUCUAGUUCGAAAGGUAAUGGGGUUAGAGUUAAUGGAGAACUGUUUGACUAUAAAUCUAAAAUUGCGAAUAUGGGGGAAUUAAUAUUGAAUAAAUCAGUCGUUGCAUUACAGCCAGGUUCAGCUAGGGAGGGUCCAAAUUUUAUAACAAAGAUGAAAACAUAUACCAAUCUAUUAUCUUGCGAUGGUGGAUUUGUUCAUGGCUUUAGAAAUUUAGGCUCCUCAGCUAUGACCUUGGCUUAUAUUGCACUAGGAUAUUUGGAUUCUUAUUGGGACGGAGGUUGUUACUCCUGGGAUGUAUGUGCCGGCUGGUGUAUCUUAAAGGAAACUGGUGGUAUAAUUGUGGGUGCUAAUCCAGGUGAAUGGGAAAUUGGUGUCGAAAACAGAUCUUAUUUUGCAAUUAGAGGCACUACAGACGAUACACAUCAAGAUAAGAAGGAAUAUAUCAAGAAAUUUUGGCAAUGUGUGGAGGGAAAAUUGGACUAUAAUUAA